CCAAAGUAAAAAAAAAAAAAAAAAAGUUAACUUAACAUUGCACUUAAUUAUACUAAAGGCAUGCCCAGAUUGGUGUUCGAUCAAUUGUUCAAAUAAGAGAUACAAACAUGUUUAAGGUCUCAACAAAUAUUAAAAAAAAAAAAAGGAAAAAGAAAAUAAGUAAAAACUAGAAAGCAAUGAAAAAUUGGUUAUGUUCUAAGCAAUUAGAUUCCAAAACAACAAACGCUACCUUAUAUUUCAUUAACCAAACAAUCGUGAGAAUUGGAAAUGUGACCAAACAAUCGUGAGAAUUGGAAUGACGAAGUAGAAAUAAGCAUCCAUGUAUCCGAGACAGCUCUGAUGCCAAUCGCUGCAAAUUUACUUCUAAAAAUAACUUAUUUCUAGCACGCAAGUAAUCGCCACAAGAAAUUUCCUCAAGGUCGUUGGCACCGACGUAAACCAUUCUUUCGAACGGUAAUAAAUGUUGAAUUGAUUCACUCUUCCAUCUCUACGACUCAAGUGGAGGUCAAUUACUGUGCUGAUGAAACCAUACAGACCAGCCUUUGCACUUAAAAACUUCCCUUCACUUGCACCCUCUACACCUCCCAUCUCCGUCCAAAAUGUCGAAACUUUCAUGGACGCCCGAAGCAUCAAAACGGGUUUUGAUCCAAACACAUGCCGUUCCAACUUUAUGGUUGAGAACCUCCUCAGAAAGGGCAAUCUCUCGAAAGCUCGUCAAGUGUUUGACCAAAUGCCUAACAGGAACACUGUCUCUACAAACAUGAUGAUUUCGGGUUAUGUCAAAUCAGGAGAUCUUUUGAAAGCUAGACACAUGUUUGAUACCAUGCUUGAUAGAACUGCAGUUACAUGGACCAUUAUCAUUGGUGGGUACAUGCAAAAGAGUCAGUUCCAUGAAGCGUUUAAGCUUUUCGCUGAGAUGCGAAGACAUGAUACACAGCCUGAUCCUGUGACUUUUGCUACUCUUUUAUCAGGUUGCAAUGGCGCUGAGGCUGACAACGAAUUGGUUCAAGUUCAUGGACUUGUUCUUAAGUUGGGUUACCAUUCUAGUAUCAUAAUCUGCAACUCUCUGGUUGGUUCUUAUUGCAAAACUGAUCACCUUGAUUUUGCUUCUCGGGUUUUUGAGGACAUGCCUGAAAGAGAUUCUGUUUCCUUUAAUGCAUUGAUUAAUGGGUUCGCAAAAGAUGGUCUAACUGAGGACGCAAUAACCAUCUUUCUGCAGAUGCAAAAAUUAGGUUUCAAGCCUUCUGAUUUCACUUUUGCUGGAGUUUUAAGUGCUGCUAUUAGAUUAAAUGACUUGGCCUUUGGGCAACAAAUUCAUGGGUUUUUGGUGAAGACUGGGUUCGUUGGGAAUGUAUUUGUGGGGAAUGCAUUGCUUGAUUUCUACUCCAAGUACGAUUGUUUAGUUGAAGCCGGGAAGCUAUUUGAUGAGAUGCCAGACUUGGAUGGCAUUUCUUACAAUGUAAUCAUCACAUGCUAUGCGUGGUCUGGGCAACAUGAAGAAGCUAUUAGCCUUUUCCGUGAAUUGCAGUUUACAGGCUUUAACCGGAGGCAAUUCCCAUUUGCAACCAUGUUGAGUAUAGCAGCAAAUGUAUUAGACCUGCGAAUGGGGCAGCAAAUCCAUUCCCUGGCUAUUGUGACUACAGCUGAUUCAGAACUUGUGGUUGGGAAUUCUUUAGUUGACAUGUAUGCAAAAUGUGGCAGAUUUGAAGAAGCCGAAAAGAUAUUCAGGAGUCUGGCCAAGAGAAGCACAGUUCCAUGGACAGCCAUUAUCUCGGGUUAUGUUCAGAGAGGAUUCCAUGAGGAAGGCCUGAAUCUGUUCAAUGAGAUGCACAAAGCUAGUGUAAGAGCAGAUCAGGCCACAUUUGCUAGCAUCUUAAAAGCAUCUGCAAAUUUGGCUUCACUAUCACUGGGGAAACAAAUUCACUCAUUUGUAAUCAGAUCAGGUUAUAUGUCAAAUGUUUUUUCAGGAAGUGCACUUCUCGAUAUGUAUGCAAAAUGCGGUUCCAUAGAAGAUUCCAUUCAACUUUUUCAGUACAUGUCUGAAAGGAAUAUAGUCUCUUGGAAUGCCUUGAUCUCAGCCCAUGCUCAAAAUGGUGAUGCUAAAGCCACCCUCGACUCAUUUGAAAAGAUGGUUCAGUCAGGUUUCCAGCCAGAUUCUGUCAGUUUCCUCAGUGUUUUAUCUGCUUGCAGUCACUGUGGACUUGUUCAAGAAGGGUUGAGGUAUUUCAGAACCAUGACCAGAAUACACAAUCUUGUUCCUAAAAAAGAACACUAUGCAUCUAUGGUUGAUAUGUUAUGCCGGAGUGGACGGUUUAACGAGGCAGAGAAGUUGAUGGAUGAAAUGCCAUUCGAUCCUGAUGAGAUUAUGUGGUCAUCAGUUCUAAAUUCUUGUAGGAUCCAUAAGAACCAAGAACUGGCUAGGAAAGCAGCAGACCAGCUAUUCAGUAUGGAGGUGCUUAGAGAUGCGGCUGCUUAUGUCAGCAUGUCUAAUAUCUAUGCGGCCGCUGGCCAGUGGGACAAUGUUGGGAAGGUAAAGAAGGCAAUGAGGGAGCGUGGAAUUAGAAAGGUUCCAGCUUAUAGCUGGGUUGAAAUAAGACACAAGCUUCAUGUGUUCUCAGCAAAUGACAUGUUACAUCCUCAAAUGGAGGAAAUCCGGAAAAAGAUAGAGAUGUUGUCAAAACAGAUGGAGAAGGAAGGUUACAAGCCUGAUACAAGUUGCGCCCUUCAUGAUGUAGAUGAGAACAUCAAAAUUGAGUCUCUUAAGUACCAUAGUGAGCGGUUAGCAAUUGCAUUUGCACUGAUAAGUACACCUAAAGGAUCACCAAUUCUAGUAAUAAAGAACUUACGGGCAUGUACAGACUGCCAUGCUGCAAUCAAGGUAAUCUCAAAGAUCAUUAGAAGGGAAAUUACGGUGAGGGAUUCAAGCAGGUUCCAUCAUUUCAAGGAUGGCAUCUGCUCUUGUGGGGAUUAUUGGUAGUUUAUAGAGGGGUUAUUGCGUUGUUAAUGGCUUGAUCUUCCAUCGCAUGAUUGAUUUCACCUCUGUAUAAGAUCACAACCAUUCUGGAGCUCAUUCAUUUAGUGGUGAAACCUCUAUCGCACAGAAUGACUGUUCAUGAAUGUGGAGUUUUUCACAAUGUAUUGGCAGUUCAGUUUUGAUGGUUAUAGAUAUGGUAUCAUUUCAGAAACCAGAAGUGGAGAGACAGCCUGUGCGGUGCGCUCUGGCAUUGGCAAGUCGGGACUUUGAAUCUGUUCAUGAAAGGGGGAAUAGAAUGUAAAAAAGGACUAAACUAAUUAACAGUCAUGGCAUUUUUAGCCUAAAGUUUCCACAACGUCGCAGCAAAAUUAUUGGGUUGCAGGAGCAGGAGCCUCAAGGAGACUCUGGACUUCAGGUAUUGAUAGGCAAACUAGUUGAAUCAUUCACCGGUCUUGCCUGCCGCACCUGAGGGAUUGAUAGGCGAACUAGUUGUUGAGUAAGUGAUAAGCAAACUAGCAAAGCAAUAGAUUAUGAGGCCGCGCAUGGUAGCAUAUCAAGCUGCUUUUUAGCAAUUCUUUGUUCAGUAUUUGUAGAAUUCCUACCUCUUCAAGUGGAUAUUGCAUUCAGAUUGAAGUCAUACAUGCAUGCUGUAAUGGUUUUGCUUUGCUCAUUUUUGUAGUACAAACUGCUGUGAUAGCAAGUGAGGCAUUUUAAUGAAAUGCAUAACAAGCUUGCAGCUUAAAUAGUUGAAAGAGGAUUUAAUUUCAUCAAAA
Gossypium arboreum is the source of this 3747-nucleotide messenger RNA. RefSeq names its product putative pentatricopeptide repeat-containing protein At2g01510. Gene Ontology annotation, biological process: RNA modification. The record is from RefSeq and is a predicted model, not a curated record. The transcript has a single exon. The coding region runs from base 521 to 2977 and encodes 818 amino acids. NCBI's taxonomy places the organism in Eukaryota, Viridiplantae, Streptophyta, Magnoliopsida, Malvales, Malvaceae. Gene Ontology annotation, molecular function: protein binding; zinc ion binding; RNA binding.